Messenger RNA from Lindgomyces ingoldianus, 705 nucleotides. RefSeq lists its product as uncharacterized. The transcript is spliced from 9 exons. The coding region runs from base 1 to 705 and encodes 234 amino acids. NCBI's taxonomy places the organism in Eukaryota, Fungi, Ascomycota, Dothideomycetes, Pleosporales, Lindgomycetaceae. The record is from RefSeq and is a predicted model, not a curated record.
AUGGCGUUAAGACGGGGAAACGCCGGAGGCGCUCCGUGGGAAUCGCAAAGGGUAAAUAAUCCGAACCGUGACAGGCCGACGCGGCCCCGGUACCCUUCCCCAUUGGUCAUAUUCCACGACAGGCCUCACCGCGACUACGAGAAAUUUCGUGCUGAGAAAUAUGAUAAGUACUUUUACUUUGCACCGCUCAAACUCUGCACACACUUUAGUGUUCUUGAACAUGAAGGCACCUUCACUACGUCUGGUUUUAAAGACCUCCUUUUAUGGCAAAACAGACUUCUCUGCGAUAGAACCAUUAUCACGCUCUUUGUUUCAAAGCUACUAUCAGCGCUGUGGCUGCUAUCGCACGAAGAUUCACACAAGGCUAGUGUGAUACGAUCCGACGUCUCUCAUCCUGUGGCUGUGCAGAGCCCUAGCACACGAGCCGACCCUAGCUCUGUAGGCCUGCCCGCCUCCAAUCACCAACUCAGCGCUCUAGAACUUCUUACAGAAAUCGUCACCGCACAAGGUCAUGGUCAGGGAGGGUCGGCCGUCCUCUCAGUUAGCGUGAUCAAGGUGCUUGCUGUAUGCUCGCUACACCUCCAAACUCCUUUAUCACAAAUUAAGAAUAUGCCAGCUUAUAACGCUCUUGCAGUGACCCGCUCUCAGUUGCGGCCUUUCUAUCUUUUUGUGCCUAUCCAGCCUCCGCGCGAAACUUGCGAGUGA